Molecule: messenger RNA, 156 nt
Organism: Scutellospora calospora
Lineage: Eukaryota; Fungi; Glomeromycota; Glomeromycetes; Diversisporales; Gigasporaceae
Source: the annotation of a GenBank genome assembly
GAAUUUGGAGAAAGAUUGAAAGGUUGAUCAUAGUAGAGCUGUGUAUAAAAAUUGAUGAUAGAUGGGAUAUAGAUAUCUCAGAACAAAACUUAAAAGAAGUGUUCUUAGAACAGGAUGUAGCUGAGAUACUUAGCAGGAGAAAGCUACAUAUUCGAG